This is a messenger RNA of Camarhynchus parvulus, 785 nucleotides long. Its product is annotated as C-type lectin domain family 4 member A-like. NCBI's taxonomy places the organism in Eukaryota, Metazoa, Chordata, Aves, Passeriformes, Thraupidae. Bases 87 to 785 code for a protein of 232 amino acids. The record is from RefSeq and is a predicted model, not a curated record. The transcript has 6 exons.
CCUAUUCCUGUCACCCUCUGGAAACAAGGAGCUAAAAGACCCACUUUUACGUGGCAAAACUAAGGACAGGGUCACACUGUGAUUAAAUGGCAUCAGAAAUCACCUAUGCUGAGGUGAAGUUCAAAAAUGAAUCGCCAGCUCCAGUGGUCAAAGGACCUCCUGAAGCAAAGAAGCCUGAGCAACAUCCCCAGAAAUACCCACUGUGGCUGCCGUGGUUGAUCUCACUGCUGCUUCUCUUGGUGUGCAUUGCCCUUGUUGUUGUCCUCCUUGCGGUUCCCUUCUGCCGCAGCAGUGACCAGCCCUCAGCCCUGCAGCAGCAGUUCUCGGAGUGGGAGUGCGACUCAGCGGUGCCACAAGGCACAGACCGAGGCUGGAUGUGCUGCCCAAAGGGCUGGAGAAGGUUUCAAGGAAGCUGCUAUUUCCUGUCCACUGACACGAUGACAUGUGCUGAGAGUGCACAGAACUGCACUGGGAUGGGCUCCCAGCUGGUGGUGAUCACCAGCAAGGCAGAGCAGGAAUUCCUCUCUGAGCAGAAAAAUCAAGAUGUGCCAAAAGUGAAUUUCUACAUUGGUUUGUUUGAGGAUAAGUUGGGCCAGUGGCACUGGGUGGACAAGACUCCAUACAAUGUGACAGCAGCGUUCUGGCGAAACGGGGAACCAAGUCCAGGCAAUGAUGAGAACUGCACUGUAAUGCAUUUGCCUGAACGGAGCUUCAACAACUGGAAUGAUGUCAAACCACACAUAAGGCAGUAUCGAAUUUGUGAAGCUGCAGCAGUAAUUGUGUGA